GGAGAUGCGGGCAAGACGGGGUGGCGGGCAAGACGGGGCACCCGUAUUAUAAGGAAUCCUAAUUGGCCUAUCACGAUCGUUCUAGCGCGUGACGAUGCGGCGCCAUGAUGGCUGUCAAUGUGCCCGUUGAGUGAUCGCAGCGACACGUAUUUUUUUGAUUAUUGAGAAAAAAGUAGUUUCUGGCAGUUUGAUUCUUAUUUUUUAAGUUUAUUUGGUACGUGUUUGCUACGUAAAUAAUACUAGAUUGUAUUAGCUUCACAUUUAUUCCUAUGCUUCAACGAUUAAGCUAGCAGAAUGGUGAAAACGUAUAAGAAAAAAACAAAUAGAGGGGAUUGGGCGCAAGAGAGUAUGGCAAAAGCUGUGGAUGCUGUUAUAGAAGGAAAAAUGGGGUAUAUGUUGGCAGCGAAGACAUUUUCAGUCCCUCAGACAACUUUAGAAAGAAAAGUCAAGAUAUCUCGCGAAAAUUUAGCUGCUUCUUCAUCUGCAAGUAUAAAAGUUCCUUUAGGGCCUAAACGACCUGUUUUUACAGAAGACGAAGAGAAAGAGCUUUGUAACUAUAUAUUAGAUAUGGAGAGUCGACUUUACGGUCUUACAACUAAAGACCUCAAGGCAUUAGCGUAUAAUCUAGCAGUAAAAAAUAAUAAACCACAUCCUUUCAAUGUUCAAAAACAAGAAGCUGGCAAGGACUGGAUUCAAGGAUUUUUGAAGAGACAUCCGGAGUUGUCAAUAAGAAAACCCGAAAGCACUUCAGCUGCGCGUGCUGCCGGGUUCAACAAAGAAGUUGUUGAUCAAUUUUUUACUUUUUUGGGUAAUAUCUAUGAUGAACAUCAUCUUACACCAGACCGUAUUUACAAUUGCGACGAAACUGGCAUUUCAGUUGUUCCUAAAACCAAAUCAAAAAUUAUAGCGAGAAGAGGCCGAAAGCAAGUAGGGGCCUUAACUUCUGCGGAACGAGGUGCUACGAUUACAGUCGAAAUAUGUUUCAGUGCCAGUGGGCAAUAUAUGCCACCUAUGAUGGUGUUCCCCAGAAAAAGGAUGGACCCUCAGUUAAUGCUUAACGCUGCUCCUGGAGCAUGGGGAGUUGUAAGUGACUCGGGCUGGAUGACCACUGAAUUAUUUCUCGAGUGGUUUAAACGAUUUGUAAAAUUCAGUGGGGCGACAGCAGCUCGACCUGUAUUACUGUUAUUAGAUGGACAUAGCACCCACACAAAAAACAUAGACUUGAUUAAUGAAGCUCGUUCCCACGGGGUUAUUAUUUUAUGUUUCCCCCACAUACUACUCACCGGCUUCAGGUAGCCGACGUUGCUUAUAUGAGACCAUUAAGCAAUUAUUACGAUCGACAAAUCACGGCGUAGCUUCGCAGCAAUACGGGGAUGGUAGUUACAAUUCGGCAAGUUGCUGAAAUUUUUGGAAAGGCCUUUAUAGAGGCGUCUACCAUGGCAACAGCUGUGAAUGGAUUCAAGAAAUGCGGAAUUUGGCCGUAUGAUCCAUCGGUUUUUUCUGAAAGCGAUUUUGCUCCUUCUUUGGUGACUGACAUUCCGCAGGCUCAAUCAAUAACUACAACCAGUGCACCAAACAAUGAACUUUCAACUGCAACACCACCCUCGGUGGAUCUUGCAAUAUCGACAUCCAUUGAAACAGCACCAAUAAACCAAUCUGUGCCGACCACAUCAGUUAUCAGCAGUGUCGCCAUUGUAACACCUACAACAAUUUCAGCAGCCAUAGCACUUGCUGAGCCAGAAACACAGCCAGUUAAGGUUUUCAAUGUGCCAGGUAUCACUGGAGCUGCUACCACUGCAACAACAUCUCGCGCCUUACCAUCUCCCGAGGUUGAAGCAGCGACUAUUCAUACGAUCGCUAUGAUGUUUUCUGACGCCCCGUCGAGUCCUAAGCCCGGAUGUUCCACUUGGCUUGAUAAUACCAAAACUGAUAGAAGACCAACAACUCCACAACAAUCCAAAUUUCAUGUUGCUAGUCCAUAGCAAAUAUUACCCCUUCCAGCCACUCGCAAAACUUCACGCGUGACUCGGAAACGUGGAAAAACAGCUAUAAUUACUGCGUCACCCUACAAAACAGAACUGGAAGAAACGAUAAAAAAAAAGAAGCUUUUGGAAGAGAGUAAGCAAAAAAGGAAAGAAAUCAGACAAUUAAAGUUAGGAAAGCAGAAGAAGACUGGAGGGAAACGUACAGUUAUAUCAAAGAAGAAAGUAAGGGGCAAUCGCAGAUGGUCCAGUACCAACAGCGAGAGUAACACUGAAAAUACCCCUUGCUUAUACUGUAGUGGACUAUAUUUGGAAUCGAAUGAAGGCUGGGUUGCCUGUUCUAUGUGUGGCAAUUGGGCACAUUGCUCCUGUGCUGGCGUAGAUGAUGAGGACGAUGAAGCAACAUUCACCUGCGAAUUUUGCGAAGAAUAGUUAAAGAAUUUGCUAUACCCCAUCUUGCCCGAUGGGGGUACCCCAUCUUACCCGCCCUAGAGGGCAAGAUGGGGUGGGUGGAGUUUUUUUAUUUUUAUAUUGUUAAAAAAAUAAUUAUAAUUCAAUCGUUCCUAAAUUUAUAGAAAUUUGAAAGACUGAUUACCAAAGAAAAUAAAAAUAAUAAAACAGAGUAUAUAAGUAUAAUAGUGUCAGUUUUAAUGCCCAUCAAACGUUAAGUACCCCGUCUUGCCCGCAUCUCCCCUACUAGUCGAAACUUCUACAUACUAACUACCAAUUAACCUUGACCUCCCAUUUCCAUUAAACCCUAUGUAAUGUAGAGCUCAACUUAUAAUAGACGUUGCAGUUCCCCGGAUUGUAAAACCAGGAACAAAGAGCUCCCGUUUAGAUGAAGUGUAAUAGUACUGGGAGCUCAAGUUAUAUUGGAUGUUUUAUUCUUAUGUAAACCAAUGUAAUUUCAGUUUAGGGCAUUGUAGGAAGUAUAUAAGACUUAGUAUGACGACUUUUAAUACCAAAAGGGGUAGGUAGAAUAGUCCUAUCUGGAGCUGCGGACUACCUAGCGGGUUACCGGGGCUCCGGUUCGAAAAGCAGGAGUAGGAACGGGGUGGUUUUUAGUCAGUAAGAGUCUGACACUCCCUCUCGCCUCGCCCAGGGCGGGAGAAGUCAUUAGAUGAUUUCCCCCUU
Spodoptera frugiperda (fall armyworm) is the source of this 3116-nucleotide messenger RNA. RefSeq lists its product as uncharacterized. Bases 295 to 1296 code for a protein of 333 amino acids. NCBI's taxonomy places the organism in Eukaryota, Metazoa, Arthropoda, Insecta, Lepidoptera, Noctuidae. The record is from RefSeq and is a predicted model, not a curated record. The transcript has 2 exons. Gene Ontology annotation, cellular component: nucleus. Gene Ontology annotation, molecular function: DNA binding.